AAUCCUAUGCGAUCCAAAUCGAUGUCAGUUAUGUUAUAGUUCUUGGCGUUGUACGAUGGGCUCUUUGUGGCGACUUCUGAACACUUUUUGUUGAUAAAUAGUUGUUUUUUGUGGCUGUUUGCAGAGGAAGACACUGCAAUGAUGGUUGGGAUUAUAUUAUAGUAGCUAUCAGAGGUAAAGGUAACAGAUUAUGACAUCCCCAGGUCACAAUCCUCACCUGUUUAGGUGGAGGAGGCUCAGCAAGAGUACAACAUCUGCAGACAAGAUGCAUGUGAAGAAUGGUGAUGUCGACCAGUGGAGAAAGCGCGUGGAGGUGGCCUCUGAGUUUGCUGUAUCUGAAGUCUUCUCCCACAAGAAACCUCGUUCAAGAACCAACAGCCAAGCUGUACCACUGCAAAGCUCUGACCAGUUAAGAGAUCAUGAUGACGCUUACAGUGAAGCCCAGGCUCUCCUUGGGGAUUGGCUGAACAGUAAGUUGCGGCUGGAGCUGGAAGUGGAGGAGGAAGAUGACCUGAUGUGCAGCGGAGACAGGAGAAGCACCACUGCACUGGCUAGUGCUCAGCCUGCCGCCCUCAACUACAGCAACUUUGAUGAUCUGUACAACUGCCUGGUCGAGGAGGAGGAAAACAGUGCUGUUAACAGCUUCCUACAGGACCUGAUGGAGCAAGAGGUGUUGGACUCUGGGGUGAUGGAGGAACUGGCGCUGGAUGUUGGGCAAACCAGGAAGAAGUUGAGAGAUCCGAUUGUCACCAUGGAAGCAAGACAUCUGCAGGUGCGAGAGAACAGAGCCCUGCGGGAGGCUGAGAGGCAGAGGCAACAGGGAGAGAGGGAUGCCCGACGGGGUACCAGAGAGGAGGCAAAGAGGAGGGAGCGAGAGGAGGAGACAAGAAAGAAGCAGCAGGCACGUAGACAGGAGGAGAUGGUGCAACAGGAGAUGGUGAGACUGCGACGGCAGAUGGAGGAGAGGAGAGGCCUGGAACAGCUGGUUCGACAGAGGGAAAGGGAAAGAGUGGAAGGGCAGAGGGCAACCAGAAGCCUCCAGUCAGCUCCACCACCUCCCACAAAACAGCAGCCGCAGGACACACACCAACUUUAUACAGAACAGAAAAUUCAAUCCAUGGUCCACAUGGUUAAUCUCAAGUGUCUGCAGAAGCAUUUCUCUGGAUGGUAUUCGGUGGUGUUGGACCGAAGGCUACGUUUAGGUAAAGCCAAGGCCCUCUGUGACUGGAAGCGGCAGCUGAGAGCGUGGCGAGCAUGGCGGGCGGUAGCGUGGGCAGAACAGCAGAAGCGAGAGGUGACGAGAACAGAGGAGGAUCUACGAGCUGAAAACAGACAAUGCCAGCUGGCUGUGGAGAGUGACCGGAGGCGGUUGCUACGGCGAUGUCUGAAUGAGUGGCAGCUAUGGUGUCGGAUGGAGAAGGAACAACGAGAGCUUUUGGCCCAGCAGCAGGAGACUCGGCGCAGGAUGGCUGCCUUAAUCAACGCUGCGUCAACAGGCAAAGUGAAGGCCACAGAAAUCCAAACUUUUCAGCCAAUUAUGGCCCCACCUGAGGCAAAUCCCCGAGCAAAGACCACAGAGAAGGAAGAUCACCAGAGGUCAAACACUUCCGCCCCCGGCGCCUCUGCAGUACGUCAGAAUAAGACUCCUGUGGGUGCUGUGGCCCAGCUCACUCAGCCAUGGCAGGUGACCCGACGCCAUGUAGCACCGACAGCCGCCGAGCUCCAGGAGGCACAGCACAAAGGUCAGGGCGGCGACUUUACCAGUUCAAAAAGAAACACAGUGUCGGGCAGCAGGUUUGAGAACAGACACGCCGUCCAGCAGCAGAUCAUCACGCAGCAGAGGAAGCUGCUGAAGGAGCAGCAGGAGCAGAUCGCACACAUGAAAGAGGAGCAGAGCAUGACGGCGUUGGAGCUGGAAAUUGAGAAAACCACACAGCUCACACAGCUCACACAGCUCAUAAAGCCAGGAGGCUCCAGACCAAAGAGCCAAAACUCUGACCCAACAGAGCAGAGGGCACCGAGAGUUACCGGAGAACCUGACAGUCUCUGCGCACCUCCAAGGAAAGCUGUCACACGGCAGACAUGCACCCAUCCAAUCAUCACAGCCAUGGAGGUCCGUGCACGUCAACGCGCAGCGCGAAGGAAGGAAGUCGAGGAACUCAAGAUAAAGAAGGAAGAGGAAAAACUGGCUGAGAUGAAAGCCGCGGAGGAGCAGAGGCAAUGGGAGGAGGAGGAGGAGAAGCGCAAAGCAGCGGAAAGGAAGAGGGAGGAGAAAAGGCAGGAAAGAGAGAGGGAAGAGGAAAAGCAGAGGCAACUGAAAAGGCAACAGGAGCUCCUGAAGCUGGCCGAUCAACACUACCACAGAAACUUGCUGCUACGGCGAGGCCUGGCGCCAUGGAAAUGCCUCAUUCAGCUCAGACAAGCCAACAUACAGCUGGCCGAGCGUCAUUACAAUCUCUUCCUCCUGAGGCGGUGCACACUAGGCUGGCAGCAAUCAGCAAGAGAGUCCCUGUCUGAGAAAGAAGCUUCUGUUGACCAACUGCACCAGCACUUUUUGCUUCGGAGGAGCUUAAGCUGCUGGAAAAGACUAAAGGACUGGCGGAUGAUUCAAAGGGAGAGAGCUGAGCGUUUCUAUCGCACUCGCACCCUGAGGAGGUUUCUGCUGGCGUUGCUGGACCAUGUGACCCAGGAGAGGCUGGUGGCGUGGGACAGUCGGGAGCUGGCUCAGGAGCACAGUGACAGACGGGUGCUGCGGCGAUGUUUGCUGGCCUGGAGGCAGCUUCCCUGUCUGCUGCGCAAGGAGAGAGUGAGGGAGGAGCGGCGGGAGAAGCUGGGACGGAGAGUGACGGAGGUUCUGCCUGAUUUCUGCUCCCAUCCACAGUAAAGCAUCUGGGAGAAGCGGACAUGGUGGGAGACAAACUGCACAUCCACACAGAGGACACAAAAACAUCUCCUGGAGAGGACACGCAUCCAAACACAAAAUUAAUCUUUCUCACAUUCAUUUAAUGAAAAUAAAUUACAUUAAUUUCAUUCAAACACAA
This is a messenger RNA of Sebastes umbrosus (honeycomb rockfish), 3041 nucleotides long. RefSeq names its product coiled-coil domain containing 191 (gene ccdc191). Lineage: Eukaryota; Metazoa; Chordata; Actinopteri; Perciformes; Sebastidae. The coding region runs from base 191 to 2884 and encodes 897 amino acids. Gene Ontology annotation, molecular function: phosphatase binding. The transcript has 17 exons. The record is from RefSeq and is a predicted model, not a curated record.